AUGAAAGUAACAUGUGUGCUGUUGUUGUGGCUAGUCGGGUUGUUGGUGGUUGUAGAAGCCAAGAAUUACUUUGCCAGAAUACCGGAAGGUAAGUUUAUAGAUAUUUUGAAAACGGUUAAUGGUUUGCCUUAUGAAUAUUUAAAAAAUCGCUUUAAAAUGAAGCAGGUCGAAAUUCGAACGUCGAAGUAAAAAGAAAAAUUUUUUUGAAGAAAAACCUAGAGUACGCAAUUAGUGUGACGUAUUUUACUAAAAUGAUAAUAAAAAAAUAAAAUUUAUUUAUCAAAUAUCAGUAAAAAGUUAUCAAAAUCUAAACUCCUUCCUUAUAUUGUCCCUUACUGUAACAAAUUAUCUCACUAUGGAUAAACCUGUCAAAGCGGGAAAUUUUAAUUUUUAAAAGUAUUACAUAUACUCAAUAGCCGUAUCAUAUCAUUGAAGGGCAUAGUAUCGUCCAUAAAGUAUUCUAAAAAGCUUACUUUUUGCUUUUCCAAAUUUCACAUUUUUAUUUGUAAAUUUAAAAAAAAUGUUGGCUCACCUAUAUUUGGACAAAUUUAUAAUCUACAAGACACUUCUAGAUGCUAAAACAAGACGAAUCAAUGAGACUUUAAGCCGAGAAUUGGCUAUAAAAUGUGGAAGAUCGACUGGUCAUAAAAUUAAAGACAAUCAUGGAAGGUUAUACCCUUGGGCUGUCUCAAUUACACUUCACGUAAGAUAAAUAACUUUGAUAGAGGAUAGCCUUAUUUAAUCCUAAUAUAGUAACAUAUAAUCUUUUUUAGCAUAAAUACUAUAGUAAAACAUAAGCUUUUUAAAUCAUACUAUAAUAAAGUACAACUGUCUUAAUCAUACUAUAAUAAAGUGUAAGCUUAUUUGAAACCCAACAGUUUACAAAUCUUUCUUAAAACCUUAUCUUUUCAGGGCAAGAACACCUUGGGUGGUGCCAUAAUCUCGCCGUACCAUAUCAUAACCGCCGCUCAUGGCUUCUUGAGAUUUGAUGCUGGGCAUCCUGGACCGUGCUUGUAGGUAUUCAGCUCUGUUAUACUAGAUAUUCUUGGAAUAAGUUUGACGUUUUUAGUCUUCAUGCACACUAUGUAUAUAUAAGGUUGUUCAUAUAAUUUUUUGCCCCCUGUUAAAGCCAAUUUGCGUGGUUAGGACACAAAAUUAUAUGAACAACCCAACAGUUUGAAAGUUUUAGAGUAACAAACUACAAGAACGACAGUGAAGUACUGAUUAGAAAAGUAGCCUACGGUGAUGACUGUAUUCGAGCUGGGCAUACGAACUUGAGUAGGCACAACCUUUGUGAACAUACCAUUGGAAAGACAAAGAAUGUAAGCGCAGAACAAAGUCCUUCUACCUAAAAAACCUAAAAUAUGUUUUUGUUGAAAAACAGAAUGAAUAUGCCUUCUCUAGUGAUAUUUUUGAUCAUUAGACCUUUCCCCGUCCUCAUCCAACUCCCUCACCCAAAUUAGAAUCCCUUAUUCAGCACUGUUGUAGUAUAUAUGUUUGAAUAAAAUACUAUUCUAGAUCCGAAUGGUAGCUAUAGAUCACGGUUUUGCUAUGGGAUUGUGUCAGGAAGGUCACGAUUGGGCUAUAAUUGAGUUGGACGAACCAAUUCAGUUUGAUAACUAUACGUUACCUAUUUGUCUGCCAUUUCCAUCACAACCAGUACAACAAGUUGUUACUGCGAUCAGUUGGGGCAGGACUAGCAGUAAGUUUUCUUACUGUAGACUUUGUUUAUAGUCAACCAGAAGAAAAAAAGAGUGUUUGAUUUUACUUUUUUGGGUGGGGUGAUUUUGGUCUAGGGGUGGAUCAGAAAACAUUUUUUCAUUUUUUUAUAUUACCAACUUUACCAUAAUAUAAUUCUACAAUAUAACAUGUUACUUUAAGUCUACUACGAAAGUGACCCUCUGAUCCGUGAGAUUCCGAUGCAAACAGAUGUAUCGUGCUCGGCUCCAUGGUCCGACCAGAUGCCGACCAAAGUCAUGGACUAUCUCUGUGCCAAAUCCCUCAGUCCAGCCAAUUGGAACUCGAAACGGACUUGUCAUGGUGAUUCUGGAUCCGGACUACAACAAGUCGACUAUAAUGGUCUCUACACUUUGGUCGGUAUAACAUCGUUCGGAUCGGUCGGAUGUCCUCCGAAUGAAUUGGCACGAUUCACCAGGGUCUCCAGCUAUCUUGAGGACAUUUGCGAACUUACUGGGGUUUGCUACACUGUUUAG
Molecule: messenger RNA, 2213 nt
Organism: Bursaphelenchus okinawaensis
Lineage: Eukaryota; Metazoa; Nematoda; Chromadorea; Rhabditida; Aphelenchoididae
Source: the annotation of a GenBank genome assembly